Messenger RNA from Telopea speciosissima, 1334 nucleotides. RefSeq names its product protein SGT1 homolog B-like. The record is from RefSeq and is a predicted model, not a curated record. Gene Ontology annotation, biological process: defense response to fungus; protein stabilization. The coding region runs from base 1 to 1233 and encodes 410 amino acids. The transcript has 3 exons. Gene Ontology annotation, molecular function: protein-folding chaperone binding. NCBI's taxonomy places the organism in Eukaryota, Viridiplantae, Streptophyta, Magnoliopsida, Proteales, Proteaceae. Gene Ontology annotation, cellular component: cytoplasm; nucleus.
AUGUAUUCAUUGAAUGGGAUAAGCCAUGAGUUUUAUGGUGCUUUCUUGAAAUUAGAGGUAUUAGAAAUCGAUGGAAUGCCUUGUUUGGAGAAAUGGACAGCAAUCAAGGAUUGUGACAUGCCUAGUCUUCGUCAACUUACUAUCGUUGACUGCCCAAAGCUGGUUACUCUUCCAGAGUUCUUGAACCUCAAAUCUCUUGAACAUUUGAGAAUUACACUAUGCCCCGAAAUCCAAUCUUUUCCAGGUGAAAGGCUACCAGAAAGUCUUCAAUCACUGACUAUUACUGAAUGUGUGAAACUCGAAGAACAGUGCUGGAAGGAAGAAGGCGAUGAAUGGUGCAAGAUAGCAGGCAUUCCUGAAAUAUGGAUUGAUUACCAACAAAUAUAUCUAACAGAAGCUAGAGAACAUCCAACAGGUGAAAGGCUAGCAGAAAGUUUUCAAUCACUGACUAAUACUGAUUGUGCGAAACUUGAAGAACAUAGCUGGAAGGAAGAAGGUGAGGAAUGGUGCAAGAUAGCAGGAAUUCCUGAAAUAUGGAUUGAUUACCAACAGAAAUCUCAAACAGAAGCUAGAGAAAUGCCAACAGGGUCCUGGCAGCCUACUGUACCAAGUGCUGUGACUCCUGUUGGAUCACAUUUAUCAGAUGGAACUGUAAACGAUUCUUCUCUGAGCCAGAAUAGCCAGCCAACACUGGUGACACCAGCUAAACCAAAAUACCGGCAUGAAUACUAUCAGAAGCCAGAAGCAGUAGUUGUGACUAUUUUUGCCAAGGGAAUACCAUCCAAAAAUGUGGCUGUUGAGUUUGGUGUACAGUUUUUAAGAGUUUCCAUUGAUGUUCCUGGAGAAGAUUCAUGUCAUUUUCAAAUUCGCUUAUUUGGGAAUAUAAUACCUGAGAAAUGCAGAUAUGAUGUUUUUCCAACCAAAGUCGAGAUAUGGCUUGCAAAAGCUGAGGCCAUCAACUGGACAUCUUUGGAAUUUAGGAGGGAACAGAAGAUUAAGCUUGAAGCCCAAGUCAAGGAGGAUAAAAAAGAAAAGCUAGACGGAGAUGUGGCUUUGAAUAAACUGUUUCGGGAUAUAUAUCAAGAAGCUGAUGAGGACACCCGGCGAGCGAUGAGGAAAUCUUUUGUGGAGUCACAUGGGGCAGUUUUGUCCACAAACUGGAAAGAAGGGGGUGCAAAGAAGGUGGAAGGCAGUCGUCCAGAAGGCAUGGACCAGCUUAAGAAAUGGGAGUAAUAGAUGCUCACUGUGGUUUGGUUGAACUCUAGAUUCAAAUAUGUGGUUUUGCUUCAGAUACUUUCCCCUACCUCCAUUUUUUGGGUGUUCAAGGUCGUGUU